CCACUUUCCAAAGUAAUCACAUAGUUUCAAAGAUGAAAGGAGUAAAGUCACUCACCUCUGUUUUCAGCAAGUCUUCUUCCACUCAUCCCAAGAGAGUUUUCUCUGCCAUUUCCCAAUCUGAAAAUCAGCGGCCUCCAACACCAGAAGAUGACGAUUUGAUUGGUCCAUUCAUCUACCCCAGCAACCUAGGCCGCCGUGGCAACGCCUUGAAGAAGAAGAGUGAAGAGGAAGAUGAUGAUGAUAGCUCUGAGAAGAGUCAAGAUGAUGACGAUGACGCUGAUGACAAAGACAGUGGCAGCAAUACCUACGGACGAGACUUGUACCAGCAUUCAGGUCCUUUCAGAGGCAGCCCCAUCUUACUCCCGAGACACCCGAGCUCCGUUUAUAUCAGUGGUGGUGCAACCAUCGGGAAAGGGAAGGGACCAUACGGUGAUGGUAAUGAGCAACAAGGCCAGUCUAGCAACCAUGGAGGAGUUUGCAAUGGUUGUAGCUUGUGCGGGUGCUCGGGAUGUAAGGGUUGCAGUGGAGACUACCGUAACUGUCCCGGAUCUGGCCGCAGUGGAGGAAAUUAGCUAUCUCGGUUAAGGAGUUGGAA
Messenger RNA from Arabidopsis arenosa, 595 nucleotides. The record is from the annotation of a GenBank genome assembly. Lineage: Eukaryota; Viridiplantae; Streptophyta; Magnoliopsida; Brassicales; Brassicaceae.